Molecule: messenger RNA, 1270 nt
Organism: Lathyrus oleraceus (garden pea)
Lineage: Eukaryota; Viridiplantae; Streptophyta; Magnoliopsida; Fabales; Fabaceae
Product: alpha carbonic anhydrase 7
Exons: 7
Coding region: 180-1001 (273 amino acids)
Biological process (GO): one-carbon metabolic process
Molecular function (GO): zinc ion binding; carbonate dehydratase activity
Source: RefSeq, a predicted model, not a curated record
AGUACAAGUUUCUUCAUUGAUGUCAAAGUAAUUUUUCCUUUUUUUAAUAUUACAAUUCUUAAAACAUUUUUAAUUAAUUUCCAUUCCUUAUAGCCAAGGUGUCUAUAAAUAUAGUUACUGUCUUUUUCUUUGUGGAAACAGCUCCAAACACAACUUGAUCAAACAUCUUGCAAAUUAAAAUGGCAAAGCUUGCUUCAAUUGUUUUGAUUUUCAGUUUAAUAAUAGCACUUGUUUUGCUAUCUUCAUGCCCAGCAAUGUCUCAAGAAGUUGACGAUGAGAGUGAGUUUAAUUAUGAUGAAGAGAGUGAUAAAGGACCACAAAAUUGGGGGAAUAUUAAACCAGAAUGGUUCAUGUGCAAAAAUGGAACAAAGCAAUCACCAAUAGAUAUAUUGAAUCAAAAGGUCCAAAUUGUAUCCAAUUUAGGAACACUUCAAAUCAACUACAAGCCCUCUAAUGCAACUCUUAAAAAUAGAGGUCAUGAUAUCAUGCUGGAAUUGAUUUCAAACUCAAGCUACCUACAAAUUAAUGGAACCCAGUAUAUUCUUAGACAACUCCAUUGGCAUUCUCCUUCGGAACACACCAUAAAUGGCAAAAGAUUUGAUUUAGAGUUACAUUUGGUACACCAAACUCCAUCAGGAAAAAUAGCAGUGAUUGGGAUAUUAUACAAGAUUGCAAUACCAGAUCUUUUCUUGUCAUUGUUGAAAAAGGACUUGAAAGCAAUUUCUGAAAGUAGUGGGGCAGAAAGGGAAAUAGGUAUAGUUGUGCCUAAUCUUAUUACAUUUGGCAGAAGGCAGUAUUAUAGAUAUAUUGGUUCGUUGACUACUCCACCAUGCUCUCCAAAUAUUACUUGGACAAUUAUUACAAAGGUGAAAUCUGUUUCGAAGGAGCAAAUUGAAUUGCUUCGAGUUGCUGUUCACGAUGAAUCAAACUCUAAUGCAAGACCAUUGCAACCAGUAAAUGAGCGACUAGUGCAGCUGAAUAAAUAUGGACUCAGAGUAUGAAGAGGAAGGAAUCGACAAAGACUAUUUGGCGACUUGAUUUGAUAAUAAACGUACUUGUAGUAUUCAUCAUCGUGUUUAGAUUUUUCUAGUUACGAUGUCUCAGUUUUAAUUGUCUUGUAGUAAUAAGCAUGAGCUUUCACUGUAGAAUUCAGGACAAAUUUAUUAUGGCAUGUGCUAUAUGUAAGAAUAACUUGUCAUCUCUUGAGUCACUAUUAUAAAUAAAUUAAGAAUAACAUGUGAAAUGAAAUAACAUGUAUAAUCUUUUCUUC